Messenger RNA from Bactrocera tryoni, 940 nucleotides. Its product is annotated as kallikrein-6-like. The transcript is spliced from 3 exons. Gene Ontology annotation, molecular function: serine-type endopeptidase activity. Gene Ontology annotation, biological process: proteolysis. Bases 8 to 940 code for a protein of 310 amino acids. NCBI's taxonomy places the organism in Eukaryota, Metazoa, Arthropoda, Insecta, Diptera, Tephritidae. The record is from RefSeq and is a predicted model, not a curated record.
GGCAUCUAUGUCUACAUUACUACAACUCUCGCCUAUUCUCUGUUGUACAACAUUAUUUUUGCUACUCGGACAAAAUGUUCACAGCCGAAGGAACACCUGCCUUUAUAACAGUAAAAGGCUCCCGCCGAACAUGAACUUUUCAUUUCUUAACGGAAUUGAGAGGUUCAAGAGACUUCAACCUUACAAGCAUCUCGUAUCCAUACGUACCACCCGAGCGACCGCGUACUUCGGAGACAAUCACAUUUGUACUGGUUCAAUCAUAUCCAGCAAUUUAAUAUUAACCUCGGCGCAUUGUGUUAUUGAUCGUCGUAAAAUUAUUACUCGCACACAUCGUCUUGUCGUGGUUGCAGGGGCGCCGAAUCGUUUAGUUAGGUCCAAGAGAACGCUUGAAAUGAAAGUGCUCCAAGUGAUGCCUCACAAAGAAUUUAUACCAGCAGGUGCUCACGAUAUAGCAUUAUUGCGUCUCGCUAAAAGUUUUCCUGACGACAAUGACUUCAUCAAAGUAAUACCCCUCAAUGAGGAGAUUAUACCAAAUGGAACAAAGUGCCGCAUCCUUGGUUGGGGUCAACUGUUUUAUCGCGGUCCUUACGCGGCUGCACCAAUAAAUGCUGUUUUAACGGUAUUUUCAUAUGAUUAUUGUCAACAAUUUUAUCCCGAUGUAUUUGAUGAGACGAUGAUAUGUGCCGGCAAGACAGACCCAUGGGAUUUGAACGCCUGUCGUGGAGACGCGGGUGGUCCACUAAUUUGUGGUGAUUUUGUGGCCGCUAUUGUUUCUUGGAGUUCAUACUGUGGUGAAAUUCGCAAACCAACUCUUUUUACCAGUGUAUAUCAUCAUCUCGCUUGGAUCCGAAAGACAGGCGCAGGCCACGCAACAGUAGUAAAAGCAAUUAAGUCGCUGGAUUUGUUUUUAUGUACACUAUUCAUACAUAUCUAUUUUUGA